AUCCAAAGUUAGCGUAAGCGCCUAACUCACACAUACGCUUUCUCUCUUCGCCUUUUUUUUUUUCCCAUCAUCCAACGGUUGAAAAUCAAUCUCAGCCACCUCAUCUUUUGUCAACCGUCAGAUCUACUUUCAUUAAUAAAAUCGUUCUCCUUUGUUUUUAUUGUUGAAAUUUAAGUUGCUGUUAGUUUAGGUUAGGCCUUCCCUUCUUCCCUUUCCAACCCCACUUCCUAACAAUCCUCUCUUUCUCUCUCUAAAUUUUCUCUCUCUAGUUCUUGAUUCUUCAACCAUCAUUACAAGAAUCCAAGUAACUUUUUGACAACUUAUUCACAUUGGCUUAUUAUUCGCGCUGGUUGAAUAAGGUCUUAGUCUGUAUAGACAUUUUAAGUCGAUAGUCGAAGAUUUGAUGACAAUGCUGGUUCCACCGUGGCUAGAGCCUCUAUUAAACACGGCUUUUUUCUCAAUAUGCCGGACGCACGGUGAUGCGGCACGUAGUGAAUGUAAUAUGUACUGCUUGGACUGCAAUGACAAUGCUUUUUGCUUCUAUUGCCGCUCAUCCAAACAUAAAGACCAUCAAGUCAUUCAGAUAAGGAGAUCUUCAUAUCAUGAUGUGGUAAGAGUCUCAGAGAUUCAGAAGGUAUUGGAUAUAAGUGGAGUGCAGACAUAUGUAAUCAACAGUGCAAGAGUUUUGUUUCUAAAUGAAAGGCCACAACCAAAGAGUAGUGGCAAAGCAAGUUCUCACGUUUGUGAAAUAUGUGGAAGAAGCCUUUUGGACACUUUUCGUUUCUGUUCUCUCGGAUGUAAGCUUGUAGGAAUAAAGAGGAAUGGAGAUGCAAGCUUUAUCUUAGAUGCCAAGAAUGAAGUAGCAUUGCAAAGAGGUGAAGGCAUAUCAUCAAGAGGAGGAAAUCAAUUGCGUGAAGGCUUAGAACAUGACAUAUACCCACCCACCCCACCUCCACCCCCUUCAAAUGCUAGAAGAAGAAAGGGCAUUCCUCAUAGAGCACCCCUUGGUUCUUAACAUAAUAAUUAACCAAAAUAAUAAUUUAACUACCCUUUAAAAAAUAUCUUUAUACAACUCAUUAUUGUAGAGGUCACAUAAGGGGGGUUGUAAAGGUUGAUGAAGUUUCCUUUUGAGGAUGGUGUGGUCUUUGAAAAGAAGAAGAAAAAAAAUUCUCUUGUAGGAGAAAGCAAUAAUGCACAAUUUGUUAUAUUAGAAAGUUGGAAGAUUGUACAUUGUAAUCAAUUAAUUAAUUAAGAAAUUAAAAGGCAAAGUGUUUGUUGGA
Lycium ferocissimum is the source of this 1280-nucleotide messenger RNA. RefSeq names its product protein RGF1 INDUCIBLE TRANSCRIPTION FACTOR 1-like. Bases 404 to 1015 code for a protein of 203 amino acids. The transcript is spliced from 3 exons. The record is from RefSeq and is a predicted model, not a curated record. NCBI's taxonomy places the organism in Eukaryota, Viridiplantae, Streptophyta, Magnoliopsida, Solanales, Solanaceae.